AUGCCUUCUCUCUCAUUCUUCAAAGUGUCUCGCAAAACAAAAAGAUCAUCCAUGGAUAGCCGCUCCUCCGUCGACUUACGGUCUUCUGUCGAUGUUCCCCGUCCGUCCAUGUCCAGCCAGGGCUCUUCGCAGUCAUACCUUGUGUCACUGCCAACACAACCCAUGCAGAUUCCCCAAGUAAGAUUUGCAUCGGCAGAGUACCUCUCAUGUAGACCCACUGCUGAGAUGCUGGACGACGAUAAUAUGGCCUGGGGUUCUCGGCGGAAGUGGAGGCGGUAG
Molecule: messenger RNA, 279 nt
Organism: Sparassis crispa
Lineage: Eukaryota; Fungi; Basidiomycota; Agaricomycetes; Polyporales; Sparassidaceae
Exons: 4
Coding region: 1-279 (92 amino acids)
Source: RefSeq, a predicted model, not a curated record